CUUUAUCUAUAUAAUUAAGUCAUCAUUACUCGUCCGGUUGCACAUAAAUUCCAUAACAUCAUAGUCGAACCAUCUGCGCCUCGGUGUAAUCUUCUAUUCGACUUGAUAAGACGCGAACGCGGCCACAUCCGACAUUCCAUAAUUCUAUACCUGUCUUUCGCUGCAUCCUCAUUUUAACUCGCGACUCGUCAAGUUUUCAAGAUGAACAAACUACCAAUAGACAUAGCCAUGACUCGGCUCGCACAUACGCUCCAGACUGGCUUGCUGCCCGACCAAGUCUGGAUGGUCAUUAGCUGGAUAGCCUUCUUUUUUAAACUAGCCAGUUUAUCUUUCGCUGUCCCUAUUCUUGGCCUAGUCGUCUUCGACUUCUGCCUUUGGAUCUAUCGACUGAAUCAACCUCAGCCUCAGAACGCCCUACGAACAAAUCGCAUUUCGCACAAGGCUCCCGGUCAUAGCGUUAACCCAACGUCACCCGCAAGUGACAUUGGCUCCGCAACAGCUCUGGCUGCUAACGCGAAUACGAGUCAGAGGCGUACCAUUUACUCGGAUCAUGCGAGCGACUAACCCGAAAAAUACGUAGUUCCUCUACAACAACAUAAUUGCGACAAC
Daldinia vernicosa is the source of this 609-nucleotide messenger RNA. RefSeq lists its product as uncharacterized. The coding region runs from base 202 to 564 and encodes 120 amino acids. The record is from RefSeq and is a predicted model, not a curated record. The transcript has 2 exons. NCBI's taxonomy places the organism in Eukaryota, Fungi, Ascomycota, Sordariomycetes, Xylariales, Hypoxylaceae.